Molecule: messenger RNA, 349 nt
Organism: Perkinsus marinus ATCC 50983
Lineage: Eukaryota; Perkinsozoa; Perkinsida; Perkinsidae
Exons: 1
Source: RefSeq, a predicted model, not a curated record
AUGGGUAUGGGUCCCAUACCGUUCUCCGCUCGUGAAGUUAGCUGGGCCUGUUCCGACUCUUCCCAGAUCCACGUGGUUCUCGGGGACAGUCCUGUGGUUUUCGGUAGCGAGUACCUCCGCAAACAGGACUCUAAGCUUUCUGAUUCGGUAUUCCAACAAUGGUGUGAUGAUGACGGAGACGAGGGCGAUGAGGGUCUAAUCUUAGCCGGCGAAGACGACGUCGGUAUUGAUGUCUAUCGACAAGUCACUAAUUUCGAAGAUAUCGAUGUGAAUGAUGAUGGUGAUAUUGUUGUCGAUGGGACACCUAGUAGUAGUGGCAUUUUCGAUGGUGAGGAAUUUGUGGCUCUGU